Molecule: messenger RNA, 300 nt
Organism: Necator americanus (New World hookworm)
Lineage: Eukaryota; Metazoa; Nematoda; Chromadorea; Rhabditida; Ancylostomatidae
Exons: 1
Coding region: 1-300 (99 amino acids)
Source: RefSeq, a predicted model, not a curated record
AUGGCUUCCGCCGAGCGCCAUUUUAUCGCUUUCAAAAGACGAUUGCUAAGCCAACAAGAAAAGUCUGUCGCGAACAACCGCGCUCCCUUGUCAACACAACACGACCUCAACGCGGAUUCAUGGAUUCAACCCAGUAGCAGUAUGCUGAGAGCAAGUCACAGCAAGGCACAUGGGAAUAAACGUGAAAAACGGAGUGCGGAGUGGCGGCGGAGGAGGAAAGUCCACAUUAUUCGAGCAGCUCCACUAUUCAACAAUGACGGUACUGGCAAAAGCAUGUUUAGUGAUCCAAUAAGCAGAUGA